Molecule: messenger RNA, 519 nt
Organism: Nerophis lumbriciformis (worm pipefish)
Lineage: Eukaryota; Metazoa; Chordata; Actinopteri; Syngnathiformes; Syngnathidae
Gene: ifitm5
Product: interferon induced transmembrane protein 5
Cellular component (GO): plasma membrane
Source: RefSeq, a predicted model, not a curated record
CCGAGCUCUGCAGAAACAUGGACAACUACUCGUACAACUUCCCCUCUGACUGCACACCUCUAACCAACUGCAAGUCUGCCCGGAAACCAGCCGGUUCCACCGUGGUCAACAUGGGCCACAUGGGCAAGACCCCUCCUCGGGACUACCUGUUCUGGUCCCUGUGCAACACCUUGUAUGUCAACUUUUGCUGCCUGGGAUUCAUGGCGCUCCUCUACUCCAUCAAGGCUCGGGACCAGAAGACUCAGGGCAACCUGCAGCUGGCCCAGGAGUGCUCGGACAAAGCCAAGUGGUACAACAUCCUGGCGGCUGGCUGGAACCUGAUGAUUCCUCUGCUGGCCGUGGUGCUGCUGGUGCUCCUGCUGGUCCACUUGGGAUCCUCGCAGGGCUCCUUCGACUUCCUGGGAGAAGACGGAUUCCAGAACUUCCUCAAACUGUUCAGUUGGUAGACGGUGCGCACGAAAAAAAAACACCAAGGCAAUUUGAUUUCAUCCGACACAAAAAUUACACUUUCUUUUUAUU